CACACACAUGGGGAGUGAGUAUUAAUCACUUUCGGUGAUAUUUCUAGUUCUAGGCAAACAUGUAGAACAUUCAACUGUAUCCCUUAUAAUCUUUGUGUGAGGUUGUCAAAGCAAAAUGAAUAUAAUUUCAUUAAGCAGCUUAUAUUAAUGCCUGUAUUUGUCCGAUUUACUUUCUUCCCAGGUCUGUUUUAGUAAUGGUCUUUCUACACAGGCAAAGUUUUGCCAAAUGAGUGUCACAAACAUGGCAAAGACUUUGAAAAAAACGGAGAACAGCCUGACCGAUGUUUUGUCAGUGAUGGCGAUCGUUAAUGACGACAUGAUCUAUUCAUUUCCGUCAUCAGAGGAAGAACUCCUUCCUUCUCAAUCUUACACACAAUCGAGGCAAAAACGUAGCAGUUCUGGAUCUAGCAGCGACGGAACUCCACCAGAACGUAAGAGACGAAACAAGACUUCUGAACAUUCGGCGGAGAAUUCAGAUGCAGCAAUUGAACAAAAAUGUCAAGGCAUUUCUGAAAUCUCCCUCAAAAAACUUGUGGAGCCCGAGAAGGAUCUCCAGAGACCACGUACCAGGAAGGAAGUGAUGGAGGCCAAACAGUUCGUGAUGAAGGCAGCAACCCACUUCCAGAGCUCCCAUGUCCUUCCAGUCCUCGCAGUAGAUGGCCCUUCUGGAACAGCUUACCAGCUCCUAGGAGGGGUGUGCUAUGCUCUUGCAGCUAAGGAUCUUGUUGACGAUGAAAGAUAUGAACAUCUAUCUCGUGGAUGGCGCUGCAGGGUGUACCAAAACCUGGACAAGGUUGAGGCAUUGAGAGUGGCAUCACUGCAUAGGUGUGGGCAACCUGCUGUAGACAAGCCGUGCUUGCAGGAGGAGGUUGCUGUCUGCAGGUCAAUUCUAUACGAUGACAACAACCUUGAUGUGGAGGAUGAGCCCUGCACUAUGACUGCCUCGACAAGACGCAAGUGUUCCCUAGCCCUUGGGAAAAAUGGCUCCUUCAAUGCACUGAGGGCUCUCGAGCCAACUUUCCAGUUGGCUAGUUAUUCAAACAGAUGCUACAGGAAAGCCACUCUCCUUUUCGAUGCAACUAGAGAAUCUACUGGAAAGGAUUUGAAACAAUGUUGUUUCAUGAAGCUACAAGGACUCUCAGAAGAGGAGCGAUAUUCACUUCUUCUGGAGGCGACCUUGUCUUUGAAUGUUAAAAAGAUGAAGGCGGAUGCCGAUGAACUGAAGGCAAUGAAGAGUCUGAAGAGCGUGUUUGCUAAGGGAGUUGGGGCUAAGACGUGGGAAGAGGCGAUAGAAAGAUACCCAACCUUCACUUCAGAAGCAGCCCUGGAACCCUAUGUUGGUAAAAAGUAUACAAAAGGUAACAUCCCAGAGGUCUUCCUGGAGCACAUCAGCAGGGCCAAGAGAGACAUGGACAUGAAUGCAGACGACAUCCCAGCCCUUAUGAUACAAGAACUAGAAGAGGAUAUCCAGUUAUCCUCAACACCAUCGGCUACUACCAGAAUCUUCCUGACAAAGGACAUCACAGCGAUAUCCAAAGUGGUCAGCCAACAUACCCGACACGAUGUGCAUAUAUUGCAUAUUGUCCAGUCCCCAGUAGGAGAUAUUCAAGAUGUCAACCAUAAUGUCUGUAUGCAGUAUGGUAUUGUCGAGUCUAGGAGGAGGGGUGCUGGCACUAGCCAACUCUACAUGCCAUCAAGAUCAGACUUCUACAAAUAUGCAGUGGAGCAUUUCACUUCUAUUGAUGAAGUGGUUCUUGACGUUGGAGACGGACUGCUGGCAAGGGUUGCAGCAGAAUGUGGACGAAAUGGGAGGAUGGUAGAGGAGACAACACUGUCCAGCACAGAAAUAGAGGCCAUGAUGGGUGCUGCAGACUCGGAGGAGAUUCUAGAUGCAGAUCUAGUAUUAAGCAUGGACCAGACGUGUUCUAUACCUUAGUGCAUUUUGUUUCUCUCAUUUCCUCACCUCGAUCACUACCUCAUUUAGUUCUGAAAAAUCUUGUUAAGAUAUGUGACAAACUAACGUUUUUAUGUAAAUAUUUUUAUACAGAUAUGGCUGGUAGGGUGUUUAUAUAUCAUUCUUUUGGCCGCUGGAGUUGUAUUUUCAUGAGGGAAAAUAAAACUCCUUUAGGUAGGCUAAAGAAUAUGUAUUACAUACAUAACAGGAAAUAUCUAUUAUAAUAUUAGAUAACCUUGAUUAAGACCAAGUCAUGGUUUUUACAUGAAAGUCUGAACACGAACAGUUUAAUAGAGUCUGAUCUACAGUAGAUAUCCAUUGUCUUCGCCUUUCUUCUCUGUGCUUAGCUGUUAUUAACGAAUAUUGUUGAUACAUGAAUACAUUGUCUUAGCUCAAGCGCGUAUGCUCCUACUGUUAUCGUUGACCAGCUGGUCAAUAUAACCAUCCAGAUGACCGGGCGUGAACUGUUAACAAUAAAUUGCAGUCCCCAUAUCACUUGACAUGCUGUGGACCAAUCACACCUUAGCAACUCUCUGAGCUAUCUAAUACAAGUAUUUAAGUCUAUGUGUAGAUGUUUUUAGUUUAGUAGAUAGGUGGCUGGACUACCGAUCAUUAGGUACAUGUAUGUGGUUCAAAUCUCGGCCACUUCACUAAGGUCUAGCUUUGGCAAGACCUUAACAUACAUUUACUACACUCAAACUAUGUUGUACCAAAAUAUGUAGCCUAGUUAAGGUCAGGUAACAUACAUGCAGGAGCACCUUGCUAUAUAGAUGAGCGCUAUACUAGAGUGCAAUAUUAUUAUUAUUAUCUUUUAUUAGAGCAUAUUUUUGUCUUGCCAAGUGAACUUGAUUACUUUGAAGGUAAUUUCAAAGGCACAGGGUUGGUGAACGUGACUCGUCACCUUAUUUAUUUUUCUAAAGCAUCAACACAAAAACCCACAUAUUAUUAUUUUAUCAAGGAUAAAAACUCGGGUCACAACUAUUGGGCCCUUGAUUUUGUUACCAUCUUGUCAAAAUGAAACACUCGAUCUAACUCAUUUCCAAGCAUCAGAAGACGGUUGUUGAUAUCAAUGAUGUAGUUGGAAGAUCAUAUACUUCAAAGUUAUAAUCAAGGAAUUAUCAGAGCUGGAGUCCAAACUGAGGAUAAUUUAUGCAAACAUCUGGCAGAUUCCAAAGGAUAGUCAAUAGAAUUAUUAAACUGCCUUGGUUCUUUGAUAUUUGAUGCGCGAUGCCACCAAAGUAAAAGAAAACAUUUUAGAGAGGAUGUGAACUUUUUGGGUUUUUGUUUGCACAGUUGAUUUAUUAUAUCAAUAAACAUAGAAAACAAAUAGGCAAUUGUUUAGUAAUUAUGUACGAUGCCACUCUGAAAAUCCCAUUCCUCAACAAGCAAGAUUUCUUGAGAUAUUGCCUUAAGAGUGUAAUAAAUAUGUACUGCUUCAAGUACAAUAUUGAUCCCUUGCUGAUUGCUUUUCUGAUUUUCAUAUUUUAUAUGGUACUAUCAAGAAAAUAUUUCUAUUAAAUUAAAUCAACCAGAGUAAAGUCCACAUGUGUCCACUCAUGGAAUUAGCAACUUUAAAUCUUGUAUUUUUGGACGUGUAUCUGUUUGCUUACACCUGGUUAUACCAUUCAUGAGCACUUUCUGUGUAACCAAUUAUCAUUAUAUUGAAUACCUUUAAUUGCAUAUGUGCAUCCUCUGUAGCAAUACUGGCCGCGGGUGUUUCAUCGUUAGUUCUUUUGAAUCAAUGUGCAUGUAUUCGGAGAGCGCAUAUAUAUUUGUCGUGGUUGUUGUGGCAUUGAGCCUACUUCAGAGGAAAUUGUUAAGCUUUUACUCCAGCUGUAAUUACUCCUUGUUAU
Messenger RNA from Strongylocentrotus purpuratus (purple sea urchin), 3807 nucleotides. RefSeq lists its product as uncharacterized. Bases 227 to 1936 code for a protein of 569 amino acids. The transcript is spliced from 9 exons. NCBI's taxonomy places the organism in Eukaryota, Metazoa, Echinodermata, Echinoidea, Camarodonta, Strongylocentrotidae. The record is from RefSeq and is a predicted model, not a curated record.